AAUCGUCGCCCAGCACCAGCAAGCGAAUUGUCCUCUUGGCUGCAGGCUUCACGAGCAGCACAUACUGCUGACAUGGCAACUAUCAUACCGAUGCAUCAGACCAAUGUAGUUUCCUGGCGAGAACCCUUUGUCGGUCAGUCUACCGCCUCGCCAAAUAGUAGAUUCGGCCACCCGAAUGCUGGACCGACUGGAAAGCGUCGCAAUUUGGCUUCAUUAGAGCCUGGCGGCGAGGUGGCCGUCCCUCCGGGUUACGACUCUGCCACCAGCCCCUCGACAGGUCAUAUCAAUACUGACUUUUCAUUAUGUCGGGCGUCUUUAUUGACUACAUCCUCACCUGGCACUUGCAGUGAACCAGAAAUUAUCGCACAGAACGGAGCUAUCUCGGUGGCCAAAUCGGCUCGUUUAAGCCUCAUGACUAGAUUUGGUUCAAGUGAGAUGAUGACCCAGCCGACACGUUCAUGGUCGAGAUUGCUGGCUGUUGAUAGUACCAGGUGCCCCUCAAGCCCGGGUACUGGCGGUGGAAUCGCUUACACUCCUUCCCCUCCUUACCAUGCAACUGGCUAUUCUCAAGGGGUGUCACAUGGUGCUGCUAUAACUGGAACAGACAUUGGUAUUUCUUUGCACGGAUCGAGCUUCCCUGCCUCUCGACCGAUCCCAUGCUCAAAUAUCGCAUAA
Messenger RNA from Protopolystoma xenopodis, 675 nucleotides. The record is from the annotation of a GenBank genome assembly. NCBI's taxonomy places the organism in Eukaryota, Metazoa, Platyhelminthes, Monogenea, Polystomatidea, Polystomatidae.